AUGCCAUCGUCCAAGGCUGACAAGCCUGCUGCGCAGCUCCGCGAGGUUCUGGCCCUCCUCUCAGCCGCGGUGGAGAGCCUAGCCUCGGAAUGGGAAUCAUCCCCGGGCCAUGAUGACGCUGCCGCUUCCGCUACCGAUACCGAGAAUGCUGCCGCCGCCACCACCACAACCAAAAACACCAACACCGUGUCACAUGCCGAGAAUGAUGCGGUCAAGGUCAUCAUUGCCGCAUUGGGUUCGAUCGAGAGCCUCGUUCUAGACCCGCACACUCGCCUGCUGAACCUGUCCAUGUCCUAUCUUAUCGCUCGAGCCUUGCAUGUCGCCGCCGAGCAUGGUGUCGCCGAAUUGCUUGCCCGCGCCGAGCAGGGCGGAGUCAGCGCUGUCCAGUUGGCCAAAGAGACUGGCAUAGAAGAGGGGAAGCUCUGUCGCGUCAUGCGAACGUUGACGUCGCACCAUGUCUUCCAGGAGAUUGAGGAAGGCUGUUUUGCCAAUAAUCGCAUCUCUCAGGCACUUGUCGGCGACGCUGCCUUUCAAGCAAACAUUGUCAUGAAAGGCCAGCUCCAGUAUACCGCCAGCGACUUCCUCCCACAAGCUCUAGUAAACCCGGCAACUAGGGACAGUCACGACCCGAGGAAGACGGCCUUUCAGCAGGCUGUGGGCACGAAACUGUCUCUGUUCGAGUGGAUGAACGAGUUGGUGCCCGAGUCCGAGGUGAAUUGGCGGCCUCGAGCGGUGCGCAAACAUCCAUGCGAGGAGGAUGAUGAUGAUAAUGGACCACUGAAAUCCCAUGUCUCCAGCCAGAAGAUGGUCCCUCGCCCUGAAAAACAACUCUUCAAUCUUGCAAUCAGCGGCCAGGGCAAAGGGACCGAAAAAUAUUGCGUGCUGGACUUUCCUUGGCAGGACCUGCAGGAUGGUGCAACGGUUGUGGACGUUGGUGGCGGGAUUGGCAAGUCUUCAACUUUCCACACUCUGUGUUCAUUCUGCAUGCAGCUCCACGCCUACCACCCUAAUCUCAGCCUGAUUGUCCAAGACCGAGAGCAUGUGAUCCAACAAGCAAUCGCCGUGUGGGAGACCAAGCAUCCGUCUGCCGUUGCUGACGGCCGAGUCACGUUAGCGCCGCAUGAUUUUUUCCAGAAAAACCCAGUAGUAGGUGCUGAGAUAUACUGGUUACGAUAUAUUAUCCACGAUUGGGCAGACAAUGAAGCCAUCGCCAUCCUGUCGCGGGUCGCAGAAUCAAUGAGUCCAAGCUCCCGCAUCCUGAUCGCGGAGAUCUUGAUGAACACCACCUUACCUUCGAACAAGCUCAAGUCGGCCCCUGAGCCGCUGCUGGCGAAUUACGGUGUGGCAAUGGCUCCCGCACACAUGAUGGACUUGAAUAUGAUGAUGAUGACGAAUGGGAGGGAGAGGACCCCGGCUGAAUUUGAGCGUAUUGUGCAAGCAGCUGGGUUGGUGAUGGACAAGAUCUGGGAGUGCCGGGGUCCCUUGAGCAUCAUUGAGUGUCGUUUAGCCUGA
Messenger RNA from Fonsecaea multimorphosa CBS 102226, 1512 nucleotides. RefSeq lists its product as uncharacterized. The record is from RefSeq and is a predicted model, not a curated record. Gene Ontology annotation, molecular function: O-methyltransferase activity. Bases 1 to 1512 code for a protein of 503 amino acids. NCBI's taxonomy places the organism in Eukaryota, Fungi, Ascomycota, Eurotiomycetes, Chaetothyriales, Herpotrichiellaceae. The transcript is spliced from 5 exons.